Chelonus insularis is the source of this 1487-nucleotide messenger RNA. Its product is annotated as somatomedin-B and thrombospondin type-1 domain-containing protein-like. Bases 662 to 1447 code for a protein of 261 amino acids. The transcript has 5 exons. The record is from RefSeq and is a predicted model, not a curated record. Lineage: Eukaryota; Metazoa; Arthropoda; Insecta; Hymenoptera; Braconidae.
UGCGAGAGUACACUGAAAAGGCGAAAUAUUAUUCCCUUGACUAACUGACGUUCGUCAUGCAAAUGUAUUAAAAGUGAAUGACGACGUUGAAAAUAUUUUAAAUUUAUUUUCGCUUUGAUUUAUAUCUUUAAUAUAUCAGCAAAAUUUUUUUCCCCUUUGUUCCAUAAAACUUUCAAAUUAUCUUACAUAUUUUUUAUUUAAUAAACUAUUUAUAAUUACUUCAAUAAAUUUUAUCAAUAAAAAAAUUAAUUGUUUAAGACAUCAAAUUUUAUUUGUCUUGAAUGACUUUUUGUUUAUUUAAAAAUAUAAUGUACAUGUGAAUGAUCUAGAGUUGUGUCUCAAGCUUAUUCAUUGAAUGAUAAAUUACAGAAAAAAGUGAUAAACUCGAGUUACAAAAGUUCGACAGCAUAGUUAAUUACCGGUGUGUAAUGAAAAUCGUAAUUAUCGUGUGAAAUACGAAAUUGCAAUGACUUUAAUGAACAAAGUAUAUUCUAUGGAGCGACAGAAUAGAAAAAAAGAAAUAAUUAAAAACGAAUGAGUGUUUUGUAAUUAAAAAAAUCAAUAAGCCUCGGUGAAUUUUAUUUUAUUUAUUUAAUUGUGAAUCAAGAAUAUAUAAUACGUAGUGGAUAUAUUUUUUACUGAGAUAACAUUUUGUAGAGACAUGAAGCUGACACUUGUACAAUAUUUUAUCGUGAUAGUUUUGUCUUUUGUAGACAAAAGCGCUGGAGGCAGCUGUAAAGCAGCAAAGCUAUGCUGUCAAGGACGUGAUUCUGGAUGUGUUAUUCAAAAAGUUUCGCCAAAUGCGAUAAUUGAGAGUCCCAAAGAUAAGCCGUGCUACUGUGACCACGCUUGUCUUAAAUUAAAUGAUUGCUGUGAUGAUUUUCGUGAAACUUGCAGUGUUGUCGACUGUACAGUAAGUGAAUGGGGAACCUGGUCAGCUUGUGAUAAUUUAUGUGGUGUGGGUAUACAGUCAAGAAUACGUGUGAUCACACAAUCUAAACAGAAUGGAGGAAAACAUUGUCCACAACUUGAACAAUCAAGGAUAUGUCAAGAACACAUUGGAUGUCGCCAUCGAGAAAAAGAUUUGUAUGCAAAUAACGUGACUUUACUCAUGACAUGGUCUGAGGUGAAUUUCAAGUUGAAUGAGACAACGAUCGCAGUUCACGGAGUUUGCUCCACUUUUACGGUCAUUUGGGCAUCUCGAGCAUGUGGCAAGGAUUUUCCGGGUAUAACUCUAGGUACACAAAUAUGUGUCAUCUGUAAAAAUAACACAGGAAAUGGAAACUGCCGGAAUGAAAAUCCUUUGGGAUCAACAGGAAUCGGCAGGUGGAAAAUAAUGACGUCCACAUCAACACGAUGUCAUGGAAAAUGGAUUGACAGUACAGAUAUCAGACAACAGUGUGAUCCAAGCAAUUGCAAAAAUAAAAUGUUUUUCGUGUAUAUCUAAGAUUAAACCGUCCAUCAGACUUUUUUUCAACUAAAACGAA